Messenger RNA from Solanum lycopersicum (tomato), 1553 nucleotides. NCBI's taxonomy places the organism in Eukaryota, Viridiplantae, Streptophyta, Magnoliopsida, Solanales, Solanaceae. The record is from RefSeq and is a predicted model, not a curated record.
UUAGAGAGGAAAAAAGUGAAAAAGCUUCGAAAAAAGGAACAGAAAGCAAGGGAGCAAUCAAAUGAGGAAAAAGGAAAUCUGGAGGUACCAGCUGAUUGUUUUGAGGUUCCAUUGGCAGAAGUACAUAGUGUUCCAGGACCAUCUCACUCCAAUUAUGAUAACCCUGAUGUAUCUCUGAACGUCUCCACCUGUGUUAAACUGGUUCAAUUCUCCAUCGAUGAAGAUAUGAGUGUUGAAUUCCAACGUGAUCUCUCUCACCAAUACCUGGAUUCGGUCAAAGUUCAUAAUGGUGAACCCCGACCAGUGUCUGCCAAUAGUCGACGGCUUUCUGCCAAUGCUGAGUGGCAAGCUCCAAAAUCGCAAAGGUUUGGCCGAAAUGGUAGCAAUCAAAAUCAUCAAGCAAAAGUUGAACCUUUACAGAAGCACAAGGACAGUGUUUCCCCUGUAAAUAGCAGAAAGAUAUGGACUAGAAAAGUUAGUGUAGAAAGUGAUGGUGCUUCAAUACUGCAGGUGCAGAAAGAGGCAAUAGAUCAGAAGCAGAGGAAUGCUGAAGUGAUGAUUGGUUCUCUACCUAUUCCAGUGAAAGAUUGGAGCACUGGCCGACAAGGAAACUGCCCUGUCGAAGCAGGAGCUGGACGCACAGAGACGGCCAUGCCUAAAAACUGCAAUAUUGUUGAGAAGCCAGCUAAGCAUAAUGCUUUACAGAUUGGGUCAAACAGAGUACCUGCCAAGCUUUAUAGGCCUGUGAGGCAUGAAGUUGGAAGACCAGAUCCUGAAGAGGGUGCAAUGUCUUUGAAAUUUGAUGAUCGGACGUCAUUGAAUGAAAAUCCUUUGCAGUCAUGUCCCAUGGACAACUCUGGCACUCGUAAGAAUUGUCAGGUUCCUGAUGGAAAUGUACAUCAAGGUUGGGAAUUUCCAAUUAGCGCGGCUAAGGCUUUUCUUGCUCAGAGAUGGAAGGAGGCUAUGGCUGGAGAUCAUAUCAUGUUAGUGCGUUGUCCUGACACUAAGUUCUCAGAGCGCCCAGAAGAGCCAAGUAGCAGUUCAGUAACAGCCCCAGCAUCAGAUUCUGGGGAAGAUUCCGCUGUUUCCAGCGUUGACGAUCUGCUGCCAAAAGAUGGAGUUGUUCAGUCAUCUUCCAGUAGAACAAAUAAAGUCAAGUUUAGGCCAGAGGCUGAAAAGGGUAUUAAGAUAAAGUACAUUCUCAAGCCAAAAACCCAUCAUUUAGGAAGUGAAAGGUAACUUUCUUACUCACACCCAAUGGUACAGUUCCUAGCCAUUGCAGCAGAGGUUCCUUUUAACCAGUGGUCUUCUGUCAGAGUGUUAAACAAAGAGAAUUCUAAAAAAGUAGCUACUUGUCUCAUCCCUUCUAAAUUUGAGUCAAUAAAGCAUUUUUUUUGGCCCGGGCUUGUGCUCCUUACAAUUUUGUUGUAAUGAGGCAGGGUUUCCCUUUUUGCUCAUCAGAUACCUUGUAUGUUCAGCCAAUGUAUGGAUUGAUGAAAAUGAUCCCAAAGAUUACAGAGCAAUAAUUUUGGUGUUUCAUUUUUCUUAUUAUA